Tripterygium wilfordii is the source of this 10980-nucleotide messenger RNA. Its product is annotated as trichohyalin. The transcript has 19 exons. The record is from RefSeq and is a predicted model, not a curated record. The coding region runs from base 32 to 10759 and encodes 3575 amino acids. NCBI's taxonomy places the organism in Eukaryota, Viridiplantae, Streptophyta, Magnoliopsida, Celastrales, Celastraceae.
CCAACAAGCAACGGACACAGGUGAUAAAGCCAUGAAUCCUACAUUAACAGACAAUGUAGGAGCCACAGAGGAUGAAACUGUUCCGGAAUCAUCAUCAGCUAACAAGGUUGCUGCUGAAGGAACCUGCGGCAUAUCAGAACAAUGCCAGGAUAAAAAGGAAAAAAUUCAGGUUGUAGAAGAGGAGAGCAAUGAAAAUCAUGUGACUGAAGAGACAAGAGAAAUAGCAGAAAAGGGUGAUAGAAUUUGCAACAUUGUAGAUGAUACUAGAACAAGUGUAGAGAUGGAAAGUGUCGAAGAAGCAAACGUCAAGGUCAAAGGAGAGGAAACUUUGAUGGAGGAAAGGAUAUUUGAACAAAUUGAAGCAAGUGAAACUCAGCAAGUUUCAGCAGAAGAAUACCCAAAACUCACUGAAGAAGGAAAAAAUGGCUUAGAGAAAAAUGGUAGACAAGAAACAAAUAAAGAGAAAAGAGUUGGAUUGAACUCCAGUGAAAAAGUUAUCAGCAGUCUUGAAGCCGUCUCAGGUCAGAAGCAUGAAGCUUUGUUUUAUGCUGAUGUGGAAGUCAACAACUUAAGCACUACACACCAAACAGCAGAGGCUUCACAGAAAAAGGAAAGCAUUCCCUCAAUUGCUGACACCACAUUAGAGAACUUCGGUGAGAAAGGCUUGAAAGAAGUAGAAGAAAAGAAAUCAGAGUGCUGCUCCCUUUCCAUGGGUGAGGAAAGCAGUCCUAAGGAGCACAAUGAAGAACAUUGCCAUGGUGAGAAUGAUGAAGUGACUGUUACUACUGAGGAGAACACUGAGAAUGCACCAAAUCCUAGGGAAAAUUUAGAGGAAACCAUUUUGCCACAACAUGAACUAGACAAGACAGAGCUUGAAAAGUGUGACAGAACUUGCAACAUCGUAGAUGAUACAAGAACAAGUGUAGAGAUGGAAAGUAUCGAAAAAGAAAAUCUCAAGGUCAAAGAAGAGGAAAAUUUGAUGGAGGAAACGAUAAUUAAACAAAUUGAAGCAAGUGAAAAUCGGCAAUCUUCAGCAGAAGAAAACCCAAAACUCGCUGCAAAAGAAAAAGAAGGCUUCGAGAAAAAUGCAAGAGAAGAAAACAACAAAGAGAAAAUAGCUGAAUUUGACUCCAGUGAGCAAGUUCUCAGCAUUACUGAGGUUGCCUCACGUCAAAAGGAUGAGGCUUUGUUUUACGCACCUGAUAUGGCAGUCAACAACUUAGGCAGUGGAGUUGAGACUCAAGACAACUUCGGAGAGAAAGGGUUUGAAGAAGUUGAAGACAAGAAAUCAGAUUGCUGUUCCACUUUAAUGGAUAACGAAAAAAGUUCUAAUGAGUUCAAGGAGGAACACGGUCACGUUGAGAAUGAGCAUACUCUUGUAGAAGAUAAGGACAGCAUCACUGAUAAAAUGACUUUAAUUGCUGAGGAGAACAACGAAAAAGCACCAAAUCACCCCGAAAAUUUAGAGGAAAUCUUGCUACAACAUGAACCAGAAAAGUUGAAGCUUGACAAUCACUCAAAUAUGGAUUCCAUGGAUAUAGAUACAUCUUCAAAAGAGUAUUUUGAAAAAGUUGCAUGCAUUGAAGACAACGCACCUAUCCAAAUUCAUAAUGAAAGCUUCGAGGGGAGAGCAGUAGCAGACAAAUCAACCACUAGUGAUGCCCUUGGCAAUCUGGCCAUUCAAGAAGAAAAGCAGAAAAUCCUGCACACUGAGUUUGACAAUGUGGAAAUUGAACCCCAAAGAAAAAAUGCAAAUGACGUACUUCUCUCUCAUUUGAUCGUCAAAGACUUAAUACAACCAGAAGACGAGAAGCGGGAGAAAGUACUUGUUGUACAAGAAGAACAAACCCAUGAAGCAACUGAAGCAUCUAGAGAGGAGGAAAAGAAAAUUGAAGAUGCAAGUAGGGCUCCCAGAAGUACAGAAACCACAGUUUUAGAGCAUUCAGCUGCAGGAACACUAAUGACAGAGGACAUCCAACAAGCUUCUGAAGCAUCUGAUACAAACAAAGGGUUUGAGAAUGUGGUUGUAGGAGCAGAGGAUUUAGAGAGGACUUAUGGGUUGAACCCCACAGAGAAAAUAGACGGCAACGUUGUGAAGGAGAACAUGGAAGGGGAAACAAAUAAGGAAGAUGCUGAAGAGAUUGUUAUGCAGAUGCACAAAGAGUUCAAAAAAAAUAUGGCGGAUGAUGAUGUUGAAAAAAAAAUUUUAGAAGGUAAGAACCAAUUGGCAGAACUUACUGCAGUGGAAGUAACUGAAGCCGCAAUAUCAGUACCAAUAUCCAACGAAGAGAUGAACCAGAUUGCAAGCAGUCAUCAGGUGAACCACGUUGCUCAAAAUACCAGUGGGAGUGAGCAAGUGAGGAAAUGGGACAUGGAUGAAGGCAGAGCAAUAGACAACUUCCAGCUUCCUGCAAAAGAAACAGACAAAUUAGUACAUUUAGAAGAGGAAAAGGAGAAACAGAAAAAAGAGGAGGUCCAGGACUUGGACUCAGAAAAUAAAGAAAAAGUUCAAGCAAAAGAGUUGGAAGAUAAUAUGAGAGCUGAGACUUUGAACGACAGAGAAGAGUUAAACAACGAUGACCAUCCCAUGAAUACUUCAAAAGCAUUCAAAGAAGAAACAGUACCAAAAGAAGUUGAUGGAAGCCUAGUUGGCAUCUCACGGGAGCCUCAAAUGUCUGUUGAGGAGAGUAAAGAAGAUUUCUUAACGAAAGAAAAGCCCAGUAUUCAUGAAUUUGGAUCCAUAUAUGUGUUCAAAGUAUUGGAAGAAGCAAGCUUAAAUGAAACUGAACCAAAAGAUAUAAAGCAACUGGAAAGUGAUGGUCUUGCUUGUCAAGAGAAACCAAAAGAUGCAAAAAGGGCUAGACUUGAUAGUUUGGAUAUCAUUGUGAGAACAGAUGAUGCCUACAACAUUGAAGAGAAUAGGAAUAAGGAUCGAGAAGAAGUAGACGAACAUGAAGAGAAGAUCGAGCAAGAAAUCCAUACCGAAGCUCCAACAGCAGGAAGUGAAGAUCAGGACGUGGAGGCUACUAGUGAGCAAUCUGAAGCACAAGAUAACCUCAGUAAGAUAGAAAAAGAGCUUGUCAGAGAUGAGGCGAGUAAUAAAGUAGACGAAACUCCUGUUCAUGCCCAAAUCCCAUAUGAUAAUACAGACACGUCUUUCAUUGGACAGAUGGCGGUAAAUAUGAAUGAAACUGAGGACUCUAAAUUGGGGACUGCAUUUGCAAGAAAGGUGAGAGCUAAUAACGAAAUGCAGACUCACCAGGGUGAUGACCACUAUGAAAAACAUAGCUCUAGUUCUGAAGAUGCGGAAAUUUCGAAAAGAGAAAAACCAACAAACCCAACAGAUAUUUGCAAAUCAAGGACUUCAAAUGAGGAAAAACCAUUGAAUGAAGGAUCGGGUGUGGACAAACUUGAAGACAAGAAAACCUUGGAGGAGAGUGGGGACAAUAAAAAAGCUAUUCUGCAACAAGUGGACUCUGGUAUGGUAUAUGAAGGUCCUGCUGCAGAAAAUGUAUUAGUUGAACAGGAAGCUGGAACUGACAGCCCAAGAAUUGAAGCUGGAAAUACUGAAAACUAUGGAACUCUGGUGGAAGAGAAUUUCAAAUCAGCUGAAUCUAGUGAGGAACCCAAAUGCACCUUAGGAAUUGUGACCAAAAAUCAAAGUCAAGACACGAUUCCUUUGACCAGUGAGAGUCAAGAAGAAAUAAAGAGAAAUGACAUUCAUAAUCAGAGUUUUACCUCUACUGAAGAACAAAAUUCUGGAGAAACACUACAAGAAGAUCAAAAUAACAAAGAAGAGAAAACAGUGACCGAUGUUUUGCCAGAAGAUCAUAGUCACAGCAUUGAAAAUGCAUAUGAUGUCAACAAGGCAGUCAACAUAACCAAAGAGUUGGAAGGAAUAAAGAAAGAUAAUGACGAUGAAAACAUCAGACAUCAGAAAGAGGAAGGGAGCAAUAUAAAGGAACUUCUCCCUGUAUCUACUGAAGAGGAAAGGACUAAUAAGGUGAAGGACUAUAGCCCCGUCUCAACUGAAUAUUUUAUUGCUGAACACUCCAAUGAAGAGACAGAGAAAGCAAACUUCAAGGCUAAAGGAGAGUCAACUGGGAAAACGGAGGCAGCAAUUACGGAUGAAAUGGAUGAGGGAAAAGUGGAAGAAGAAGAAGAAGACAGGGAGAAGCCAGUGAGUGUCUCCUCCGUAGUAGCCGAAGAGUCAGAAGAAAAGAACAAAAAGGAGUCGACAGAUGAAGCAAAUAAAAGUUAUGAUAAGAUCAAUACAACUGCGGCAAUGGUAAUGGCGCAGACAAGCUUGGAGAAAUCCCAGAUACAUAAGAAGCCUGAGGUUUCCAACAUUUUCUUGGACAAAAGGAUUUCAUGUAUAGUUGAAACUGAGCCCAGCCAACAGGGUAACCUUACUGACAGCACUAGCCCUGAAGAACUUACAUCUUCCUUGGUAUCUCAACCUCCAACUGCUUAUCAUGAGGACAGUGAGAACACUGAGACCACAAGAAACCCAGAUGCAGGUGAAGAACCUCAUGAAACAAUGAAGAGCCUGCUCUUGGAGAAGUUUCAUCUUGAUGAAGCUAGAAAAGCAAUCAAAGAAACUUCUGAAAUGGUUUAUGCGUUUCAAAAUUCUCAAGACAAUAAAGCAGUUAAAGGAAAUGCAAUUGUGGCCGAUCUUAAUCUCACUGCAGAGGACUUAAAUCAGCAACUACAAACACUGUCCCCCACCUCUCCUUUGAAGGAACAGAAUCACGAAAUCAUAGAAACAAUCAAGAACACGCAGGGAGUACAAACUACGGAAUACGAAAGUUCAGAAAAACCCUUGGCGACAAAGACGGCAGAAGAAACAUGCCUAAAUAAAAAAGACCUCCAUAGUUCCAAUUUCUCUCAAUCAGGAUACAAACUCAAUACUGAAACAGAAAAUGACUGUCCGAAAAAAUUGAAUGAAGCAGGACGGACACAGGAUGAAAUUAGAGAAGAAAACAAAAAUGAUAGUGAAAAGGAAGUCAAAUCUGAAAUUGAAGGUAAUGAAGCAGCCACAGAUGAUGAACACAGAGCUGAUCAGACUCAUAAUGUGGAGAAUUUAAAGGAACAACAUCAGGCACCACCCCAAGCAUUGCUUUUUGAGGGUCAGAAGCACGGGCUCACAGGCACCAUUGAGAAUUCAAAGAAAGUGGAAUCCUUACAAGAUGGGGAAGAAAUGAGUUCAGAUGAAAUUUAUGAAGGAAAUACAGCGGCUUAUGAAAUGGUAUCCACAUCUGAUUCUCAAGACAUAAAAGCAGCAAACACAAUGGACAGUCCCGCAAGGCAGAAAUCAGAAGAACACCAAGCAGCACUCUUUGCAAUGCAUUCCCAAGAACAGGAGCAUGAAAGUUCAACCAUAAUUGAGAGCAUGGAAAAGACCAUGAAAGAAAUGGAAGUUCUGAAAGAUGAGGGUACUGUGUAUGAAAUCAGUGCAAAAACUAAGGAAGCUUCCGCAACAAUAUUUGAGUCUGAAUCUCAAAAGCUCAGAGAACAUGAAGCUGAAAUUGCUUCUGAUCAGACAACGACAAAGGAGAAAUUAGAAGAGCACCAACAAAUGCCACACUUUGCACUGCCUUCUAAGGAACAAGUUCAUGAAAUUUUAAUGCCAAUCAAAAGUGUAAAUGAGAACGUGAAUGCCGUAGAACUGCUAGCAGAUGAGAGUCAAGAAAAUUCUUCAGCACCGUGGUCAGCAGAAAAAAUUUGCCUCCAAGAAGAAGAGACCGGGGAGCUUGAAGUCGCUAAUUUGGGACAUGACAUUACAACAGACAUGUCAGACGAUUCAAGUGAAGCGCAUGGAAUCAAAAGAGACAUUGCACAAGAAGCUUCAAAAUUAGAGCCUCAAGAAUAUGAGAAUGAGAUAGAUUACAUUGAAUGUCAAUCUGAAAACAAGAAGACAACGGGACUAGAGGAAUCAUCUGAGAAUGUCUCCAUGCUCAUGUCUGAGACAAGUGCAAAGAGUUUAGAACAUGUAUCAGAAGUCUACCAUCACGAAGUUUCCGCUAAGCAAGAUGCUGAAAUGAAGGAAAACCUUCCCGAGACACCAAUUACUGAUUUGUGGGCUGAAGAAAAUCAAUGCAAGAAAACAGUUGAAGCAACUAAAAGCAUACAGAAUGCCAUUGCAAAUCAAAAGAUCAGCGAGGAAGGGGAAGAUACAAACAACCAUCUCCUGAUUACCCUCAGUCAAGAAAGAAUACAAGAAAGUCAUCAAGAUUAUGAACAUAAGGCUGAAGAAAAAUCAGGAGAGACAAAUAAAAGACUCAAGGCCUCAAUGAGUAAAACUCAAACCGAAGAGUUGUGUGAGGAAGCCAAGAAGAUUGAUACCACCAGUAAAAUUGGACAGAAAGGUGACGAGGAAAAAACUAUUGAGGACCCUGACCACGUUAAUAUUCAGAAUGAGCAAAUAAAGAAGGGUCUUCUCAGUGAAAGUAAGACAGGGAUACAGGACAGUCCAAAUGAAGUAAGUGAGGUAAAAAGUAGCAGUCUCGAACAAGUUCUAAAACUAGAUGAUAAUGAGAUAAAAACUUCAGAAUGUCCUUCUGAAAGUGAGAAAGCAACAGCAUUAGAAAGACUAUCUGAUAAAGAUGCCCUGUUCAACCCUGAGAUGACAAGUGAAGAGAAUUUUGAAUGUGAGUCAGAAGUUCAGUGUCAUGAAGUCCUCGUCAAAUUGCUAAACACGAUGGAAGAGCAUCCUGAGGCAAGAGUAGAAGUCUUAAGAGCUGAAGUAAAUCAGUGCAACCAAACAAUUGAAUCAACUCAAAUCAUACAGUACGAAGCAACAAAUGAAAAGGAAAAGGCGGAUGCCAGCAAUUGUCACCCAAUUUCCCUUACCAAGCAGCAAAGCGAAGGAAGUUGUCAAAAAAUUAAACAGAAGGCCCAAGAACGUGAAACAGAAGAAACGUCAAUGAGAAAUACGGGAAGCAACGAGUUUUAUGAGAAAACCGAGAAGGUUGAUCCGACCAAGAAGAUUGAAGGAGAAGAUGGUGCUGAGGAAAAAACUGUUGAGUACCCUGACCAAGUUGAUAUCGACAAUAAGACAAUCAAAGAGAGCAUUCCUUCAAUUGAACAGGUGCACAGAAUCACAUCCAUAGUUGUAAACAUGAAUGUAGAAGCAAUAGAUGAAGAUAGGAGGCCAGAAAAUUCUUCAGCAACAAAAACUGCGGAAGAAACUUGCUCAAGAAAAGAAAGGCCUAAGGAAUCCGAAAUUUCCUGUUUGGGGCUUGCCUCCAAUGAAGACAAUUGGGAAGGCAGCCCAAAUGAAGUAAACAAGGAAGUAAGAACUUUGGAUGGUACUGAAGAAGAAAACAAAGAAGAUUAUGAAAUGGCAUCCACAAUGGAUUCUCAAGACAUCAGAGCAGCAACUGCAAUUCAAAGUCUCCCAAUGGAGAAAUUAGAAGAGCAACAUCAGCACACAUACCCUGAAAUGCUUUCUGAAGAACAAGAGCAUGAAAGUUCAACCUCAUUUGGGAGACAAGAAAACAAUAUCAAGGAGAUGAAACUUUCGACAGAUGAGAGUCCAGAAAAUUCUGCAUCAAAAACAACAGAAGAGGCACCCUUGCUUAAGGAAGAGACUGAAGAGCCGAAAUUCCCCCAAAUGAGCCAUGAACUAGAUACAAUCGAUAAGGACAGUACAAAUGAAGUACUUAAGGAAGAAGAAGAUGAUUUUGAGGAAAUUAGUGAAGACAUUGAAGAAGCUUCUGCAAGAGUACCAGCAUCUAAAACUCAAAGGCUCAGAGGAGAUGAAGCAGAAGGAACUUCUGAAGCUCAGACUCUCGCAGUGCAGGAAUUAAAAGAGAAAACACCAUCUUCUCCACAUUCUAAGGAACAAGAUCAUGGCAUUAUCAAGAAGAAUGAGGUUGAGGGGCUACAAGAUGAGAGUCAAGAAAAUUCUUGGGCAUUGCGGACAACAGAAACAACAUGCUUGCAGGAGGAACAGACCAAGGAGGCUGAAGUCACCAAGCUGAUCCUUGAAAUCAGAACGGACGUAUUGGAAAAUCCAACUGAAAUAAAUGAGAUCAAAAAAGACAACCCAGAACAAGCUUUGACAUCAGAGCCUCAAGAAUACAUAAACGAGAUUGAAAAUAUUGACUGCCCAUCAAAAAGCGAGAAAACAAUAGGACAUUGUAAUAAGGUCCCAAAUUUCAUGUUUGAGACUGAAAAGGGUAUUGAACAUCUACCAGGAGUCCAUUAUCAUGAAUUUGUCACCAAACACAAAACUGAAACAAAGGAAGACCAUCCCGAGGAAGGAAUAACUGAUUUCAAGGCUGGAGAAAAUCAGUGGAAGAAAACAAUUGAAGCAACUGAAAUCGUACAGAAUGACAUUACAAGAGAAAAGAUCAGGGAGGAAAAGGACGUGAACAAUGAUCACCCAAUUUCUCUUGUUGAAGAAAGAAGUGAAGAAUAUCAUCAGGAAUAUGAACACAAGACCAUUGUAGAUUUGGGAGAGAAGACCAUUGCAGAUUUGGGAGAGAAGACGUGCGAAACAUGUGAGACAUCUAUCAGUAUAAAUCAAAGCAAAGAGUUACAUGGGGAAAUAGAGAAGAUUAUCACAACAAAAAAGUUAGAAGGACAAGACGGUGCUAAAAGAGAAAAAGUGGAUGACCCGGACCAAGUUACUAUUCAGGAUGAGACAAUCAAAGAGAGCCUUCCAACUGAAAUUAAGGCAGAUAUAGAGGAUAGUCCAAGUGAAGUAUGUGAGGUAGAAAGCAAAACUCCAGAUGCAACUAGGAAAUUAGUGCCUCAUGAAUAUGAAGAAGAAAGCAAAAAAACAACAGCAAUUGCAAGACAAUCCAAGGAAGCUGCCAUGCCCAUACUUGAGACAAGCAAAAAGAAAGUUGAAUGUCUUUCUGCAGCUCCCAGUCAUGUAAUCCUCAUUGAAUCAAAAUUUACUAAAAUGAAGGAAGAUUGUCCUGAGGCAGAACCAACAGAAGUGAGGACUGAAGAGAGUCAACACAAGAAAUCAAUUGAAGAAACUGAGAUAAUACAGAAUGAAGUUCAAAAUGCAGAGUUAUAUGAGGAAAGUGCAAAGAUUGGUGCAACCAAGAAGACUGAAGGACAAGACCUGACUGAAGUAAAAACUGUUGAAGACCAAGGCCAAGUUGAUGUUCAGAAGAAUACAUUAGAACACUUCUUUCCAAGUGAAACAGAGGGAAACAAUGUUGAGUGUUCAGCAACUGAACAGAAACACAAGAACGAGGGCAAUGAUACGAAGUCAGUAAGCAGCAAAAUAGAAGCAGCAACUCCAACAGAAAAGGAACCAGGCGCUGAGAUGUCACAAAAAGACAGCAACAUCAAGCUUGCAGAAAAUGAAAAAAACAAUCAAGACAUUCAGCAGAAAAGGGAUAAUUCCCUUGUAAUGUCUGAGAAGCAGAUCCAAAUAGAAGCAGAUACUAGGCCAAACUCAGUGUUUGUGGCUUCAAAUGAAGAGAAAAAUAUUCCACAAGAGCUAGAGGAUCAGAUUGCAAAAAUUAUACAGAAUGCUGAAACUGGAGAUUCCGUAGCUGAAUAUGCCACUGCAAUAGAUUCAGAGGUAGAACGAUUCGUAAAUGGAGGAAAUAAAAUUAUGGAUAGCUCAGCCGAUGAAAUGAGUGAAAACUCUCAGCCAAUGGAUUCAGAUAAGAUUUCAUUAAUCCUCAUUGAAUCACAAUCUACUAAACUGAAGGAAGAGUGUCUUGAGGCAGAACCAACUGAAGUGAGGACUGAAGUGAGCCAGCACGAGAAAUCAAUUGAAGAAACUGAGAUAAUACGUAAUGAAUGUCAAAAUGCAGAGUUAUAUGAGGAAAUUGCUAAGACUGGUGCAACCAAGAAGACUGAAGGACAAGACCUGACUGAAGUAAAAACUGUUGAAGAGGAAGGCCAAGGCCAAGUUGAUGUUCAGAAGAAUACAUUAGAACACUCCUUUUCAAGUGAAACAGAGGGAAACAAUGUCAAGUGUUCAGCGACCGAACAGAAACAAGAGAAUGAGAGCAAUGAUAAGAAGUCAGUAAGCAGCAAAAUAGAAGCAGAAACUCUAACAGAAAAGGAACCAGGCGCUGAGAUAUCACAAAAAGAAGGCAACAUCAAGCUUGCAGAAAAUGAAAAAAUCAAUCAAAACAUUCAGCAGAAAAAGGAUGAUUCACUAGUAGUGUCCGAGAAGCAGAUCCAAAUAGAAGCAGAUAGUAGGCCAAACUCAGUGUUUAUGACUUCAAAUGAGAAAAAUAUUCCACUAGAGCUAGACGAUCAGAUUGCAAAAACUAUACAGAAUGCUGAAAGUGGAGAUUUCGUAGCUGAAUAUGCCACUGCAAUAGAUUCAGAGAUAGAAGGAUUAGUAAGUGGAGGAAAUAAAAUUAUGGAUAGCUCAGCCGAUGAAACAAGUGAAAGCUCUCAGCCAAUGGAUUCAGCUACGAUUUCAUUACCCGACCUGCAAAUUUCCAAGAAAGAAGCACUACAAGUGGCCGGACACUUGACAGAAGAGGGAGGACAAGUGGAAACUAAAGAAGAAGAGCAAGUUGAAGAAACAAAAACAGAUGAAGAGAAAGAUGAAGAGAAAAGGGACUCAGGCCCUGGUUCUCCCAUCAUGGUAGAAGCCUCUGGAGAUGUGGAUGUUAAAGUCACAAAAAAGAAAUCUCAUAACAUAUUGUCAGGCAUAGGAUCAAAGGUCAAGCAUUCAAUCUCCAAGGUAAAGAAAGCCAUUACUGGAAAGUCCUCUCAUCCAAAGCAUCACCAAGAUGAAGUGCAGACACAAGUGGUCAACAAUUGAUAACAGUAUAGCCAGACCCUUAAUUAAGCAUGAAAACAUUGGUGUGAAAGUUCUUGUUCAUGAUUCCAGUAUUUGUAUUGAAAGGUUAGAGUGUGAUGUAUAUCUCUGCUUAUUGAAAACUUUCAGGCCAUUAUGUCCAUAAAAUAAGGCAAAAAUAUGGCAUUUUGUGUAGUGAAUAUUUGUAAGGUUUGAGUGUGAUGUAUAUUUCCGCUUUUUGAAAA